CUGCUUGAUGGUCACAGCAUUGGUCAACCAGGUAUGCAGAGGGCCUGUUUAUUCUGUGCCACAAGCCGAGCAUUGUCGUCAGAAAAUCGAAAUGUCGAGGUACGUAAGUUCUCCCUCAGCGGUGACUUCUCUCCGGAGUACAAUCUAGACAAUCUUUCCAGAACUUGUUCCCCACUGCAGAACACGAACACUGCUCUGACUAAUUUCACUGGGCCUCGCGUCUUCUCCGUUGAUCCAACAAACGACCCCCUGCUGCCACACUCCUCACGAUCCAGUCAGUCAGCAAAUCAGCUGACCCCCAACUUGCCAGCUCUGCCCGGCGGGGAGGGAUGCAAAAGGAUGGUCGAGUGGGAUCGACCGCAGGCCCCCCAGUGGCAUUUGUUUAGUCGAUUGGAAUCUACGGCGUCCACUGCUGUCAACGCCAUGUCUGUGCAUACUUGGCAUCCCGUCAGACAAGAGCAGCGUGCGGAUAUUACCAAACUAUUCCCGAAUCAAGAGGAGGGAGACACUAACAGAAUGCCUUGCGGUUCACGCCACAGGCCGAAUUCGGAUUCCUUGUCUGGCGGGCCUCGCCGCCUGUCGCAGAAGCAGCUACAGUCAGAGCAGCAGCAACAGCAGCCUGCAGUACGCCCAAGUCCAUCGAUCAGCUUACAAACGUUCCUCACUCUAUGGCUAAAAAUGUCUGGUUGUUCCUCUGCCACGGACCUCGACACAUCAGCACUCACUAAUCCAGGCGCCUGCGUGGUUGACCAGCGAACAUUACCAUCGCCAACCUCAGGCAACUUCCUCUCGCGCCUCUCCAACUUCUUCAAACCUUCCGAAGCCUCUCAGUCAUCGGAGUCGACAGUAGUACCAUCCAAACAGGAGAUGGGAUCAGCGCGCUGCUCAACACUCCUUCCUCUUAGGCUGGUUAAUGUGGGAUCCGCGCGGUGUGCCUUUGGAUCCGAUAUUGUGACCUGGCUACUGGAGAAUUCUGAUGGCGCUUUAUCCUGCAGGUAG
This is a messenger RNA of Dibothriocephalus latus, 999 nucleotides long. The record is from the annotation of a GenBank genome assembly. NCBI's taxonomy places the organism in Eukaryota, Metazoa, Platyhelminthes, Cestoda, Diphyllobothriidea, Diphyllobothriidae.